AUGAUCACACGACACCGAUCCUUCCCCACUCAACGAUUCUGUCCGUCUACCUCAUCUUUGCCGCUUUCCUCCAUUCACUUUGACAAGCGAGAGAAUAUCCUUACCGAAGACCUGCACCGCCCAAAUCUUGGAAUACUCUUCGAAAAGUAUGGCUUCUCUGCUCUCGGGAAAAUGCUUCGCGAUCUCCCCUUCCUGUCCCGCAGCGGAGACGGUUAUCAUGGGAAUGAGGAGGUCUUUAUGAAUGGCGUUCAGGGCUUGACACGGAAUCUUGAUAAUGAUGGCAACCGCACUGGCAAUGAGGUGGGCUACGGCAUGAACAUUGGGCCAGCCGGGGAGAAUAUGCCCUAUGAGGAUCCCUGGGACGAUGUCUUUGGCUCUGCGCCUGCAUCCCCUAUUUUCCACGCUGAGGACCGAGACCAUGCAAAUGAUUUUGGAUAUGGACAUGACCAUGAUCACUACCAUGAGCCCAACGAUCCCGCACCACCGCGAUCAAACCCAGCACACCCCUCCGACCUCCCCCGCCUCCGCCGCACGCACGUGACAAAUGGCUACCGUGAAGGUAUCGCUGUGGGCAAGGAGCGAGAGAUGCAAGAAGGUUUCGACGAAGGGUACUGGCUCGGUGCGGAAAUGGGCCAGAAAGUCGGGUUUAUUCUGGGGGUGUUGGAAGGGUGUCUGGCAGCGUUGGAGUCGGGCUCGGGUUCGAGGCCGCGGCGGCGUGAUGCUACGUCUACUGCUCCUGGUGUUCACGAUGGGGCUCGUGACGCGAGGAGGGAGGAUAGAAGCGGAGGAGGCGAUGGUGAGGGCGCGGAGCAGCAGCAGAAUCGGAGGAGGGAGCUGAGACGCCAAGUCAGGGCUUUACUAAACACAGCCAAGCAGGACCUCGAUCUCAAAGCGCUCUGCGCACCGCCGUGGUUUGGUGAACAUGAGGUAUGGAGUUACGACGUCCCUGCCACUCCCACCUCUACCUCCGCCUCCACCUCCUCAUCCCUCGCGACCGCUAGGCACGAAGCGGGCCACGAAGCGCAGAGUGACGUUGUCAACAAGAAGGAAGAAAGACAAGAUGUCACGUUCGAGCAAGUAGCUGCCGCGCACCCUGUACUCGUGAAAUGGAAGGGUGAAGUUGAGGGAUUAGCUGGGAGGCUUGGGCUGGAGAUCGGUGGGGCAGCGAAGGCUGGGACGGUGUGA
Messenger RNA from Recurvomyces mirabilis, 1185 nucleotides. It is a transcript of the gene YAE1, whose product is annotated as Essential protein Yae1, N terminal. The record is from RefSeq and is a predicted model, not a curated record. The transcript is spliced from 2 exons. Lineage: Eukaryota; Fungi; Ascomycota; Dothideomycetes; Mycosphaerellales; Teratosphaeriaceae. The coding region runs from base 1 to 1185 and encodes 394 amino acids.